UGCGGGGCGCCACCUCUUGGGCUCCGCUAGUCGCGGGCGCCAGCGGCAGCCUCCGGGAGUUGCGGGCUCCGCAGGACGCUGGUGUCCCCCAUAGGGCCAGCGCGGCGCGGCCGGGGCCUCCUCGCCAUGGCUCCCCUUUCCGCGCGGCUGCUGAUGGAGCGGGGGCGACCCAAGACCGACCGGCUGGGGAAGAUCCGGAGCCUGGACCUGUCAGGGCUGAAGCUGCUCUCAGAGCACUUGGACCCCAAGCUCCUUAGCCGUCUGAAGAAGCUGCAGGAGCUGGACCUCUCCAACAACCAGCUGGAGACACUACCUGCCAACCUGGGCCUGUCCCACCUGCGCAUCCUCCGCUGCGCCAACAACCAGCUGGGGGACGUCACUGCCUUGUGCCAGUUUCCGCAGCUGGAGGAGCUCAGCCUGGAGGGCAACCCCUUCCUGACAGUCAGUGACAACCUGAAAGUCUCCUUUCUCCUGCCCAAGCUGCGUAAGGUCAAUGGCAAAGAUGCUUCCUCCACUUCCUCUCAGGUGGAGAAUCUGAACCGGGAGCUGACCAGCAGGGUCGCAGCUCACUGGGAGAAGUUCAUGGCCUCACUGAGCCCUGAGGAGGCAGCUGAGAAGGCCCAGGAGGACUUUGUGAGGUCUGCCGUCAGGGAUGUCCACUAUGGGCCUGAGUCCCUCAGCGAGUUUACCCAGUGGCGGGUGCGGAUGAUCUCUGAGGAGCUGGUGGCAUCUGGUGGGACCCAAAUGCAUGAGGCUGAUAUCCCGGAGAAGUCCCUAAAAGCCACAGCUGUCCAGGAGUCCAGGGCCAGGCCUGUGUCCUCAAAACGGCUGGAUGAUGUCCCACUCGGCCUCUCCCCCAGCAAGCGGGUGUGCACCUCCCCACUGGCCCAGGCGGAGGGCUGCCCUGUGGGCUCUGGUGGCAGCCAGCCUGCCCCGAAGUUGGAGCCCCUGCAUUUCCUCCAGUGCCACAGCAAGAACAACAGUCCUCAGGAUCUGGAGACCCAACUCUGGGCCUGCGCCUUCGAGCCAGCCUGGAACGAGGGGCACACGCGGGCCACGUCCCAGACCGUGGCCACGUGCGGCGGGGAGGCCGUGUGUGUGAUAGACUGCCAGACGGGCAUCGUGUUGCACAAGUACAAGGCACCUGGCGAGGAGUUCUUCUCAGUGGCCUGGACAGCCCUGACCGUGGUCACACAGGCAGGCCACAAGAGGCGCUGGAGCAUACUGGCGGCUGCAGGCCUGCGGGGCCAGGUCCGGCUGCUGCACGUGCGCGCUGGCUUCUGCUGCGGCGUCAUCCGCGCCCACAAGAAGGCCAUCGCCACCCUCUGCUUCAGCCCCACCCACGAGACCCACCUCUUCACGGCCUCCUACGACAAGAGGAUCAUCCUCUGGGACAUCGGGGUUCCUGACCAAGAUUACAAUUUCCAGGCGAGCCCGCUGCUCACACUCGAUACGACCUCCACCCCCCUGCGCCUCUGCCCUGUGGCCUCCUGUCCAGAUGCCUAUCUGCUGGCUGGCUGCGAGGGUGGCUGCUGCUGCUGGGAUGUGCGGCUGGACCAGCCUCAAAAGAGGAGGGUGUGUGAAGUGGAGUUCAUCUUCUCUGAGGGCUCAGAGGCAUCUGGCCAGAGAGUGGACGGGCUGGCAUUUGUGAAUGAGGAUGUCAUAGCCUCCAAGGGGAGUAACCUGGGCACCAUCUGCCUGUGGAGCUGGAGCCAGACGUGGCUGGGCCGGGACAGCCGGUCCCCAGUGCCGGUGGUGGUCCUGGCUCGGCUGCAGUGGUCACCCACAGAGUUGGCCUAUUUCUCACUCAGCACCUGUCCUGAUGAGGGGACUGUGCUCUGUGGAGAUGAAGAAGGCAGCGUGUGGAUCUACGAUGUCAGGCACAUGCUGACCCAGCAGCCCCCACCGCCGGCAGCGCCACAGGCCCCCACACAGGUACAGCUCGGCCCUCUCCUCCUUGCGGGGGACUGGUGCAGCAUGAGGGGCCUGGUAUCCGGGAAGGAGCCCAGCCCCCCUCUCUGUUCCCACCAGAUCCUGAAGUGGCCUCAGCCCCGAGCCCUCAACCAGACAGUGACCAAGACUAUGGUGAACACGGUGGUGGCCAACCCCACCUUUACCUACCUCACGGCUCUGACGGACUCCAACAUUGUAGCCAUCUGGAAGAGACACUAGCCUCCAGCCACUGAGUGCCAGGGAUACCACUUAACUUAUUCAACUUUUGGGGAAAGGAUGGGGAUCUUCCUAUGAGUGAAUAUUUUUAUUAAAUGCUCUACUAUGGAAAAGAAGCCUGG
Messenger RNA from Artibeus jamaicensis (Jamaican fruit-eating bat), 2291 nucleotides. It is a transcript of the gene LRWD1, whose product is annotated as leucine rich repeats and WD repeat domain containing 1. Gene Ontology annotation, biological process: establishment of protein localization to chromatin; chromatin organization. Lineage: Eukaryota; Metazoa; Chordata; Mammalia; Chiroptera; Phyllostomidae. Gene Ontology annotation, cellular component: nuclear origin of replication recognition complex. The transcript is spliced from 14 exons. Bases 127 to 2172 code for a protein of 681 amino acids. The record is from RefSeq and is a predicted model, not a curated record. Gene Ontology annotation, molecular function: protein binding; chromatin binding.